Messenger RNA from Aureococcus anophagefferens, 186 nucleotides. RefSeq lists its product as hypothetical. Gene Ontology annotation, cellular component: endoplasmic reticulum membrane. The transcript has a single exon. The record is from RefSeq and is a predicted model, not a curated record. Gene Ontology annotation, molecular function: Hsp70 protein binding. The annotation marks the transcript as partial. Lineage: Eukaryota; Pelagophyceae; Pelagomonadales; Pelagomonadaceae. Gene Ontology annotation, biological process: cellular response to misfolded protein.
AACCACUACGACGUUCUGGGCGUCGAGGUCGCGGCCGGGGACCGGGACGUCAAGGUCGCCUACCGCGACCUCGCGUUGCUCGUGCACCCGGACAAGUGCGGCGCGGACGGCGCGGCGGAGGCCUUCCAGAAGAUCAACGAGGCGAACGAGGUCCUCGGCGACUCGGCGAAGCGCGCGACCUACGAC